Molecule: messenger RNA, 753 nt
Organism: Aureococcus anophagefferens
Lineage: Eukaryota; Pelagophyceae; Pelagomonadales; Pelagomonadaceae
Exons: 1
Molecular function (GO): oxidoreductase activity
Source: RefSeq, a predicted model, not a curated record
AUGCGGCACCGGGCGCACGGGUCGCUCCUGCGCCACGAGUGCGCCUACGUGCUCGGCCAGCUGCGCGACGCCGCCGCGCAGGCGUCGCUCGAGGCCGUGCUCGGGGACGAGGAAGAGGACGCGAUGCUCCGCCACGAGUGCGCCGAGGCGCUCGGCGCCAUCGGCGUCGGCGAGGCCGCGCUCGCGCGGCUCGCGGGGUCGCCCGACGCGCCCUGGGAGGUCGCCCAGACCUGCGAGAUCGCCGUCGACUUUUUGCGGUGGCGGCGCGGCGGCGCGGAGGGCCCCGUCGUCGCGUGCGCGUGCAUGCUGAGCCCCUUCAACUCGCACGACCCGGCGCCGCCGGACCCGGACCACGCGUCCUGGACCGCCGAGGCCCUCGGGUCGCGGUUAUCGGACGCGGGCGCGCCCAUCUUCGAGCGCUACCGCGCCAUGUUCUCGCUGCGGAACCGCGGCGGCGAGCGCUCCGUCGCCGCGCUCGGCCGCGCGCUCGUCGGCGACGGCUCGUCGCCGCUGCUGCGCCACGAGGUCGCCUUCGUGCUGGGCCAGCUCCAGCACCCGGCGGCCCUGCCCUUCCUCGCCGAGAGCCUGCGGCGCGCCGGCGAGCACGCGAUCGUCCGCCACGAGGCCGCGGAGGCCAUCGGCGCGCUCGAGGGCUGCUGGGACGCCUGCGAGGCCAUCCUCACCGAGUUUGCCGAGGACGCCGACGCCGUCAUCGCCCAGUCCUGCGAGGUCGCCCUCGACGCCGCGGACUAC